AUGGACUUUCAUGCAUUGCAGUCGACAUUGAGUGAAGGGAGGACCACUUCUGCGUUGUCUAAAGCGCCAACGUUUGACCAGCACUAUGAACUCUUAGAGGAGAUUGGAAAAGGGGGAUACGGCACUGUGUGGAAAUGCUGUCGUCGGCAUGAUGCAUUGAAAAGGCCUUAUGGUGUUAAGAUAAUCAAUAAGCCUCAGGCCGGUGCCAGGGGACUAAAAGAAGUGAUGGGAGAAGUAGAGACGAUGAGUCUACUGAGUCAUCCAAAUAUUGUGCGAUUAGAAGAAACGUUUCAAGACGAUGAACAUCUUUGGAUUGUGAUGGAGUAUAUGCCGGGAGGAGAACUUCAACGUGCAUUGCGGCGUGAUGGUUUCUUUAGUGAAACACAAGCCCGUCGUAUCGCAACACAACUCUUGUUAGCAUUAGAGUUUAUUCAUCAGAAAGGAAUCGUUCACCGUGAUUUGAAACCUGAGAAUUGUCUUCUUAGUGAGGGGGACUUGGUUUGCAAAAUAUCUGAUUUUGGUUUUGCUGUUCUUGUGGGAUCUGAUCAGUGUCUUAUGUCUUUCUGUGGUACAACCGUUUUUAUGGCACCAGAAAUAUUCAGUGAUACAAACUACGGUAAACCAGUAGAUAUGUGGGCACUUGGAGUAAUUGUUUAUCUUAUGAUAACUGGGGAGUACCCUUUUACUGGGCGAACGUCAAAAGAAGUUACUGAGGCUAUUCGUGAAGCACGGUAUGACCUUAAGUCUGAAAAACUUAUAGAAGCCUCAUCUGCUUUGCGCGAUUUUAUACCAAAGCUUCUUGAAAUUGACCCUAAUCGUCGUUAUAGUGCACGAGAAGCGUUAAAACACCCUUGGAUAAAAGCGGGGUUGAAUAUGAAUAAUUUAGAUGUAGAACAGCAGGAGCAAAAAAAGCGUGGAAUGCGACCGCGUGGUAUAUUUCGGAGUGCCGUUAUUUUUGUAAUGGCGGCACACCGUUUACGUUAUCUUCACCGUUGCCGUGUACUGGAAAAAAAUGGCUGUGGUGGAUGUACUGUGCUUCGUAACUUUCGCUAUGCUGUGUCUGGUGUGUUUGAGCCUCCUCGACCGGUACUUGACUGUAGCGGUAUGUUUGCGCGUAGUCCGCGUGGGGUGAGUUUUCUCCUCCCGAUGGUGGAGGUGAGCCGGACGAUCGAAUCACUCGAUCUCAGCGGGAACAACAUCGACAGCCUCACGGUGUUCCAGCAGCUCAUGAAGGCCGUGGCGCAGCACCCGUCGCUUCUCUCGCUGAAUUUAUCGGGCAAUCCCAUUCCCGCACUCGCCGGCCGCGGGCUGCUGCGACUCGCGCGGAAUCCGCAGUCGAAGUUGCAGCAAUUGGGACUGGACGGCACACUCAUCUCCGCAGAGACAACAGCGCAAAUAGCCGCCGCGCUGAAGGAGAAGGUAGCCAACGCCACUCCAGCGGUCUUUACACCGCAGUUAGGUACAGCCUCACCACCAUCAAUAGCAUCACCACCACCACCGACAACAGCAACUUCAAUAACAACAGCCACUGCGUUGACAACACCUACAACCACAAACACAACGAUGACUGGCACAAAUACACGUCAUUUGGAAGCCGCAUCGCCGACGCAACUGAAAUCCAUUCGUGCUCAUGCUACUUCUCAGCGUUUUGGCGUUGUACAGUCGUCAUUAACUCGACUACGGGGAACACAAGGAACAGCGAGGCGGCUUCCCCCAAUCAAUUCAGCAAAACAGCGCUCCGAGAAAUAA
Trypanosoma theileri is the source of this 1749-nucleotide messenger RNA. RefSeq names its product putative protein kinase. The transcript has a single exon. The record is from RefSeq and is a predicted model, not a curated record. Gene Ontology annotation, biological process: protein phosphorylation. Lineage: Eukaryota; Euglenozoa; Kinetoplastea; Trypanosomatida; Trypanosomatidae. Gene Ontology annotation, molecular function: protein kinase activity; protein binding; ATP binding. The coding region runs from base 1 to 1749 and encodes 582 amino acids.